Messenger RNA from Drosophila serrata, 2105 nucleotides. It is a transcript of the gene a6, whose product is annotated as a6. Lineage: Eukaryota; Metazoa; Arthropoda; Insecta; Diptera; Drosophilidae. The record is from RefSeq and is a predicted model, not a curated record.
UAUCGAUGCACUUCUGACAUCGCUACCAAAAAAAUAAACAGAAUCGGUGGAAAAAAAAGAAAAACAAGAACGAAAAAUACAACAAAAGCGCACCUACAGCAGCUAGGCGCGCAUGCAAAUACCUAACUACUAGGCCACCGGUCGCAUCCUGAACAUGUCCUGCGGCGAGAGACGCAGCGCCUAGACCAGCGCCGCCGCCGCCCCCGGGAGCGCCCUGCUUGCCACGCAAUUAUGCAAGUUGCAGCCGCGGAAUUAACUGUACUCGCCUCGCUGCCAGUGGAAGUGGAAGGGGAGGGCUGGAAGAGCAGCACCCAGAGUCGACAUGAGCCAGAGACAUUCCGAGCCAUUCUACAUAUCGCCCCGGCUGUUCGACAACCGGCGGCUUAAACGGCGUCGCUGCCGCUGGAUGGAACGUUUGCGCGAACGCCAGCGGGUCUGCAUGGCCCAGAUGCGCGUCCAGGCGAUUACCUCCAAGACUGAUGGCCGGCGGCAGCGCCGCGGAGGCGCCGCCCUGCCUGCGGCAGUGACCAUUGACCUGUUGUCGGACGACGACGAGGACGAGCAGGAGGCGGCUGGCCCGUCCGCCGGCCACAGCCGCCUGCUGCUAAUUCCUACUACUGCCCUGACAGCGCGUCGUCCACCAGUUAGAUUGGGACGGCGUCAAGGAAACGCCGCUCAGCCACAGACAACGUUCCCGAUCCCAACCGAGAGCAUUCUAAUAACCAGCGACGAUGAGAACAAUGGCCACCUAACGACAUCGGGCCGGCUGGUGUCUAUGCGGACGCGCUCGCCCCCGCCGCUGGCACCGCUAACGCUUUCGGAUACCAUCGAGGAAGUCACCGUGUCGCUGGUGCCGCGCAGCUCCACCACAGCCAACUGUCAGGCGCGCCAGAUGCGGAACUCAUAUCUUUACAAGACCAUGGCUACAGCGCCGCCCACUAAUGGAGAAGGAGGCAGCAGCUCAGGCGAUACGAGCGGUUAUCUGGAAGUGGAUGUGGGCGGUGCCAUAACGGCCACGCUGCCGGAUGAGACCACCGUCCACACGGUCAUUGCCAACCGCAUCUACGAGCUCUCGCUUAGCAAGCUACGCGAGGGCCUGGCCUCCAGCGGUGUGCCGGAGUACUCGCAUGAUCUGCUGCCGGAGCAGCUGCAAAAGCUAUCGCCAGCGCUGCGCGCCAAGGUGGCGCCACUAGUGGCCCCGUCGCCGCCCACGCCCAUCUCGCUGAAGCUGUCCAGCGACCUCAGCAUAUCACUGAUCUCAGAUGACGAUGACUGCGAGAGUAGCAGCGGUCCGCAGGCCAACAGCAGUGGUUCCAGCGGUAACGGCGGAGGAGGAUACAAGUCCGAGCUAGUACAUCCGGUCAAAGUGGCCGCAGCGGAGGCCCAUGCGGCCGCCAAGCUGCUCAAGCAACAGCAGCCACAGUUGUCGGUGGUGCAGCACCUGCAAUAUGGCGGCGGCGGUCGGACGGUGCCGGUGGCCCUGGCUUUACCGGUGAUGGCACAGUCUACGUCGUCAUCCUCGGCAGCGGUGGCCCUUCCUGUCCUCCAGUUGCCGCGACGCCGUAAGCUGGGCUAAGACCUUGGGACUUGUGGCCAUAAUGUAAACAUUCCCCCAAGUAGACUUUACUCUUAGUGCAAAUAUGGAAGUAGGCUUAGUCACUCCCACAGUUUUUCCCAGUUAGUUAUGCUUAUUAUUUUCUCCCCCUCAAUCUCUUUCUUUCUCUCUCUUACGCACUCUAUUUCUUUCCUUAUCAACCCCUACCUCUUCCUGUCUCUGUCUUUCUCAUAUUUUAAGCUUUAAAAAGGAACGAGAUGCAACGUACAAAAAGAAAGUAGAAAGAAAGACUUCAUCUUUCGCAAUACAACAAAAUUGUAAAAUUUAUAUAGGAGAGAGUAUGCAAAAUAGGAGAAUAUAAGGUGGAAUGCUACGGAUAUUCCGCAAAGAAUAUUUCGAAAAGAACCCCAAUAUUUAUACCAAGUACAAGUAGGUUAGUUUAAGUCUUAUAUUAAGUGUGAUUAAGCGAGGAUGGAGACCCUUCUCUGUAUUACAUUUACAUUACAAAACUGAUUACCAAAAUCGGAAUAAACUUGCUCUUGUAUAUAUA